GCUCAUACGAUUAAUCUGGAAGGUGGUUGGGUGCCCAAACUUGGUUGCAUAGCACCAACAUUUCAAAUUGCAGCAGACACCAAUCCAAUUUGGGUUCAUGAACUUCUUGAUGCCUCUGGUAGAAGAUGGAACACAGAAAUGGUCAAACAUCUCUUUUCAGAACAGGAGAGUGAAGCAAUCCUUGACAUUGACACCAUUGAACCAGACAGGGAAGGUAUUUGGAGAUGGGCCUUAAACAAAAAAGGAUUAUUCACAGUUGCAGCCUCUUACUCCUUUCUGAUUAAAGAAAAGGUGAAGGUGCUUGAUAUUGCACAAGGAAUUAGGUCUGUGAUGGUGGACUCCUCAGAGAAACAAAUGACACAAUACAUCACUCCGAAUCCCAAGGCGCGUCCCUCUCGAACUCAAUGUUGUCGUAGCUGAAAGAAAAUCCCCAAUCAUCGGCCCUCCAAUAUAUGUUGGCGUGUCCUUUAUCCCUGGUUGGCUCAUAUGCUUCGAAAUCUGAAUGCGCUAUGCCAUAAACUCCAUGUGCUGAAUACUCGUUGUUGUUGUUAUUGUCCACCUCGACCUCAUAUACCCAGAGAGGCCUCAGCAAGGCUGAGCCCGUCAAAUAGCCGUUUGAUCGGACUCGCAGGUUGAUGGGAGCCUGACUGCCCACUGCAUUGCUGAAGUGGAUCACCACUGAGAAGCCCGCCGAAAAAUUAGCUAAGAGGACAAGGAAAAGCAAGCAUUUGAAGGCCAUUUUUUUUUAUUUUUACCUACAAGAUUCUGUUACCUCUGUUCUUCUCCUUUUGUUCUAUAUCAAAGGUAUUGUUCUGGUUAGGAACCACAUGUUUGCACAAUAGAGUUCAUAUUUGUAAGGUGACAUUUCUUUUAAGGAAAAAUUGUAGAAAUGAAUAUGACGAGA
Molecule: messenger RNA, 904 nt
Organism: Striga asiatica
Lineage: Eukaryota; Viridiplantae; Streptophyta; Magnoliopsida; Lamiales; Orobanchaceae
Source: the annotation of a GenBank genome assembly